This is a messenger RNA of Racocetra persica, 654 nucleotides long. NCBI's taxonomy places the organism in Eukaryota, Fungi, Glomeromycota, Glomeromycetes, Diversisporales, Gigasporaceae. The record is from the annotation of a GenBank genome assembly.
AUAGAAAUACAUUAUCAACACAAGCAAUAUUAUUGCGUGCUAAUGACUAUAAAUCGAAAUCAACACAAACAACAUUAAUACGUCCUAAUGAAAAUAAAUUGAAUCGUUUGAAUCGUAUCAUUUUUGGAAAUAGAAUAUUUGAUGAACCAAAAGAUAUCGAACGUGUAUUAAAAGAAGUAUUGUCGGAAUUCCAAACUUCGAAGGAUGUUAGACGUCAAAGUACUGAAAUGGGUGUGCAAAUAAUGAAAUAUCGUACAGCGAUUCGACAAUUUGUUAAAGAAGUGCGGGAUGAAAAGCUAGAAAAAUGUAAUAGAAUAGCUUUACAAUCUGCACUUAAUGAGGGUGGGAGAGAAGCUGUGGAGAAGUUAUUAAAGGUCGCAUUUUUGGAAUAUUCCAUGAAUUUCAUGUCUGAUGGAGACAAGCAAAGAUUUAACUCAUUGAAACAAUUAAGCGAUCUUAGUUUUCCAGCAGAAUGGCAUCCAGCUGCAAGAACUAUACAGCGCAAGAUCAUACUUCAUGUUGGUCCCACAAAUUCGGGAAAAACGUAUAACGCUUUAAAGUGUUUAGAAAAUGCAAAUUCUGGAGUGUAUUGUGGUCCUUUGCGUUUACUUGCACAUGAAGUUUUUGACAGAUUUAAUAAUAAGGGAGUUCCAU